This is a messenger RNA of Capsella rubella, 969 nucleotides long. RefSeq lists its product as uncharacterized. The transcript has a single exon. Bases 24 to 809 code for a protein of 261 amino acids. Lineage: Eukaryota; Viridiplantae; Streptophyta; Magnoliopsida; Brassicales; Brassicaceae. The record is from RefSeq and is a predicted model, not a curated record.
CUCUCUCUGUCCAUUGUGUGUCAAUGGCGGAUCAGACUCUUUUUCAACCAUUCCUAGCCAAACACACUACCAAAGGCUCAACAUCGGAAUCGGAUUCAGUUAUUCUUCUACGGAUGUUCUCUGUAAUUAUCAUUGGAGCAAUCUCCUUGUGGGCAAACCAUGAGGCUUCAAAAGGUUUCUCCAUAAGUAUCAUCAACGAUGCUAAAGAUUCUCCCUCCGGUAAAAGAUUUGCCCUCUUGUUCGAAUCUGAUGACACAGCAGUGCGGAUUCUGCUUGAUACGAGCUACUUUGUAGAGAGGUAUCUCUACGAGGGUGUUCCUCAUCGUCUCCGGAAGCCUGUAAACCACGUGACGGUCCGAUUCAGUGGAAACAGCAGUAAUAAAGUCGACAAGUUCUUGGUAACUUCAGGUGCAAGUUAUGGAGAGUAUGUGAUCAGAUUAAGCUCAUCCAUAAUGGAAAGAAGUAAGUUUAGCAACGCUGUGGAAUCUGCAUUACAACGUUCUAUGGUUAGGAUAUGGCUAUGGGGUGACGAGUCGGGAGUUUCGCCGGAGCUUGUUGCCGGCGUGGUGGAGUAUUUGGCCGUGGAUGGACGAAAACGACGUCAUAUUGAUAAGUUAGGUGGUGGGGAUUGGAAGGAUAAGGAGGGGUCUAAGUCUGUGUCUGUGGUUAGCUUCUUGGAUGACUGUGAACGACGUAACGAAGGGUUCAUCCGACGGUUGAACCAUGGGAUGAGACUUAGGUGGGAUGAUCGGACGGUAGAUCUUGCUUCGAGUGGUGCGUGUGAUUCACGUAAAGAUGUGAUUGCGUGAGCUUUAAGAUGGACUACAAAUCUACAAUGGGACUGAUAAUUGAGAGACGAACAUGAUUGGUUCUCGUGCUGUCGUGAUGCACACAUGGCUCCACGUCAUUUUUUAUGUGUAUAAUUCAAUUUCUCUAUUUUUUUAUUGGAAAUUUGGCCUUUUUAUUUAA